GCUUCUUUUUUAUUAUUAAGCUCUGUCGCCCCCAACCAAACCCUCCCUUCAAUUCAAACAAUCCCUCUUUUCUUCUUCUUUUUUAUGUACAUCUUCUUCUUCUUGGUUGUAUCUCAGUGACAAGAAAUAUGGUGACAUCUCUACUGUUACUAGCCCUUCUUUUUAUAGCUGGCUUCCUUAAUGUUUACUUUUAUAUUUCCCGCAAGAAGUUUCAUGCAUGGCUUCAAUCUUUCUCCCCCAAAACCUGUUCAUCAGCAGGAUCAGUGGUGUCAUCUGGUCCCAAGGCUGCUACUGAAGAAAAGAGAGAUUCAAACAAGGUAGUGGAGCUGAAAAGGGUUUUCGCCACCUUUGACAAGAACGGUGAUGGGUUCAUAACGAAGCAAGAAUUGAGGGAAUCACUCAAGAACAUCAGGGUGUUGAUGACGGAGAAAGAGGUUGAAGAUAUGGUAGUGAAAGUAGAUGCUAAUGGAGAUGGGCUGAUCGAUUUCGAUGAGUUUUGCAUCUUAUGUCAGACCAUGGAUGGUGGUACUGAUGCAAGUGGUACCAUAUUAAAAGAAGAUGAUGGGAUGAAUGGAGAAGAGGAGCUGAAAGAGGCUUUCGAUGUGUUUGACAAAGACAAAGAUGGGUUGAUUUCGUUUGAGGAAUUGGGAUCUGUGCUGUGUUCUUUGGGGUUGAAAGAAGGGAACAAAAUGGAAGAUUGCAAAGCAAUGAUAAGGAAAGUAGACAUUGACGGUGAUGGAAUGGUUAAUUUUGAUGAAUUCAAGAAGAUGAUGAGAAGUGGUGGAGGACUAGUUUCUGUUUCUGCCUUCUAGCUACUAAUUUUAACUUCAUCAAAUCUUCCAAGUAAGCCCUUUCCAUCUCUCUCUUGCCCCCAAUUCCAGGUAUAGUCCCUCUAUUAUGCUAAAAUUUAGAAUUUUAUCCCUCCACUUUAAUUUGGUAUAAUUUAACCCCCUCUACUUUUAAUAAUGACGUUAGUAGCUCCAAAUUAAUAACACCAUUAAUGGGUGCUAUUAAAGUAAUGACAUAAAACUUUUUCAAAUAGUUUUAAUUAAGCAUUCUAUUGACAUAACAAUAAAAAAAAGAAGAAGAUGAAUCCAUGUAUCACUUUAAGGCAGCUAUUAUGAUGUUAUCGAUUCUGACGACAUUAUAAAAGUAAAUGAUGAGAUCAUAUCAAAUUAAAGUAAAGGGGUUAGAUAUCAAAUUUUAGCAUAAUAGAGGGAGUAAAUUCAUAAUCAGACCAUGUACGUGAAGAUAAUUGGUACUUAACCUUCAAAUUUGUUUCUUUGUUUGACACAUGAGUAGGUUGGAUGUUGUCACCAACAUUAUAAUCCUUUAAUUAUCAUUUCACAGUUGGUUGAACAAGUGUUUGUAUUUGUCUAGGUUUUAGUACUUGUGCCUGUAUAUACGAAUAUACUGUAUCUGUACAUAUAUAUAGCUAGCUUGAAUGAAGGCUUCCAUUUUGACCCUUUUCUUCAUCAA
Gossypium raimondii (Peruvian cotton) is the source of this 1479-nucleotide messenger RNA. RefSeq names its product calmodulin-like protein 3. The coding region runs from base 129 to 812 and encodes 227 amino acids. The record is from RefSeq and is a predicted model, not a curated record. Gene Ontology annotation, molecular function: calcium ion binding. Lineage: Eukaryota; Viridiplantae; Streptophyta; Magnoliopsida; Malvales; Malvaceae. The transcript has a single exon.